Psylliodes chrysocephalus is the source of this 2617-nucleotide messenger RNA. Lineage: Eukaryota; Metazoa; Arthropoda; Insecta; Coleoptera; Chrysomelidae. The record is from the annotation of a GenBank genome assembly.
CUUUGCAAAUUAUUAAAGUUUGAAAAAUAAAUAUGUUUUGUAGAUAUGCGUUAAAAAAAAAAUUAAAUAUCCUAUACUUAUAUUUAGGUCAAACACCGCUAUGAUAUUUCUUUCUUAGAAAUUUCUGAUCAUUUUAUUACAUAAUAUUAUUAGUAAUAUUUUUUGUAGGACAAUUUUGCAUAAGCAGGUAAAACACCUUCCCAAGAAAGGAUCCUAUAACGUAAUAUCGAUUCUAUGAGUCCAAAAUAGAUUAUUUUUAAAUGUACAUUCAACGCAUUAUUUGUAUGCUUAGUCCAGUUAUGAUGAGAAUCAAUUUGUACUUUAAAGUGUUUGAUAUCAUUUGUAAUACUUAUAUGAAACUACUGAACGUUACCUUUUAUUGUUUCUAUAAGAAGAGGUCAUCUUUUUGUAACUGUAUAAUGAUGGAACAACAUAAGUUUUAUCAAAGAUUUUUAGUGGUUCUGGAGUUAAAUAACGAACCAUCUUAUUUUGAAAUUAUAAUCUAGGCCUAUAUCUACCCCUCUACAUGAUUUUAUUAAAGUUAAAUACAUGUAUUAAAUAAUUGAAAAAUGGGAAAUUCAUAUAAAAUAGUGAUAUUGCUUCUAUUUGUGGACUGUGUUUAUGUAAUUUCAAAUAUUAAUUCCGAAUUAACGCAAAUUUGGGGACCUGGCUUAGAGCCCGAAAAAAUUGUAAUGCCUGCAAGAUAUUUCUUCAUUAAACUUGGAAAAAGUGAAAAUAAUAACAGUAAUUCAACACAAAAUAAAACACUGCAUGUAGUAAUUGAAGGUGGAACAAAUAGCCAAAAACCCUGUAGAAUUUGGACAAAUGUUCUAAAUAGAAAAAAUGGUAGUUACAUAGUUAGAUAUAAAUUAUAUGAAACUUGCUCAAAUAUAAAAAUUUCUAUUAAAUAUAGAGGAAAUCAUUUAGCUAAAUCACCAUAUAUUAUAAAUAAACAGAUUUUAUCUGAUGAUUGUGACUGUCCCACACAUAAAAUUGAGGAAGUACUUAACUUGUGGGAUUGUGGGCCUGUACCAGAAUUACUGAAGAGUAGGUUGGCUGAAUUUGGUCAAAUAAAUUGGGAUGAGAGAAGAAAACAUGUGAUAAAAAAGUUUGAUCAGCCCCACUCAGUCAGCCUGUGCCACUAUGUUAUUAAAAAUAAUAAAAUCUAUAGAAGAUGUUAUGGAAAAUAUGUUGGUUUCAAUAUGUUUGUUGAUAAUAUUCUAUUAUCUCUAACCAGAAAGAGUAUUCUUCCAGAUAUGGAAUUUUUUUCUAAUUUAGGAGACUGGCCACUAUCUACUUUUAACUUAAAGGAAAAAUAUCCAGUGUUUUCAUGGUGUGGCAGUACAGACAGUUAUGAUAUUAUUAUGCCAACUUAUGAUAUUACAGAAUCAACUUUAGAAAAUAUGGGAAGGGUAACUCUAGAUAUAUUGUCAGUACAAGGAAAUACAGAUGGGAGGUGGGAAAAUCGAAUUCCAAAGUUAUUUUGGAGGGGACGAGAUUCUAAUAAGUACCGUCUUGAAUUAAUAAAAAUGGCUCGGAAAUAUCCAGAUUUUUUCAAUACUUCAUUGACAAAUUUUUUUUUCUAUAAAGAUGAAGAAGCCAUUUAUGGCCCAAAGAGUGAACAUGUGUCGUUUUUUAAGUUUUUUGAUUAUAAAUAUCAACUGGCCAUAGAUGGAACUGUAGCACCUUACAGAAUGCCUUACCUUUUAGCAGGUGGUUCAUUAGUUUUUAAACCUGAAUCCAAGUAUUUUGAAUAUUUUUAUAUGGACCUACAACCCAAUAUACAUUACAUACCUAUUAAGAAUGAUAUUACAGAUCUUCUGGAUAAGAUUAAAUGGGCAAUUGAGAAUGAUAGCAGAGCUAAAGAAAUAGCUAGAAGAAGUCAAGAAUUCGCAAAUGAGAAUUUGUUACCUAAGAAUAUUUUUUGUUAUCACUUGCAUAUUUUUAAUGAAUUUAGCAAGAUUAUUACUAGUAAGAUAGAGAUUUUAGAGGGGAUGGAAAUGAUUAGCCAAAAAAAGAUUGAAGAAUGUAUAUGUAACCUGCAAAAAGAUGAAUUAUGAAGGCCAUUUAAUGGAAAAUUAAUAACUAUAAUAAUUGUGAUAAAUGUUUUAUUUUUUACAGAAUCUCACACAAGUGUAUAAAGAAAAUUAUUUUAAUCUAGAAAAGAAUACAUGAUUUUUUAUUAAAUUACUAUAUAUAAUUUCUAACCAAUUACUUUUAUUAUUAAUUAUUCAUAUUAUAGAUUAACGAUCCUACAAACCAGCAUAAAGUUUAAUCACAUUAAAUUCACAAUACUUAAAACCCCUUAUUGUACCCUGUCUUGUCAAGGUUUAUCAAAAUUAUCUCUAAUUCAUGCAAAAGUUCUCUUUUGACUGCGUCCGGUACCAUUGACCGGGCUUUGGGGGUUAUUUGAGCAAUUAGUUCAUCUGCAGUUGGAACAUGUUUAUCUCCACUUUCCAAUAUGGCUUUUCUGCAUGCAAGCUUAACCUGAUCUCGCCACCCACUUUCAAUUAGACGUGUUUGUACCAACUCUGUAACACUGGAAAUAUAAAAAAUGCAUUAUUAAAUAUAUUUAUUUUAACAAGGUUAAAAAAUGCUAAAGAAAAUUGAGGGACAA